Molecule: messenger RNA, 1602 nt
Organism: Triticum turgidum subsp. durum (durum wheat)
Lineage: Eukaryota; Viridiplantae; Streptophyta; Magnoliopsida; Poales; Poaceae
Source: the annotation of a GenBank genome assembly
AUGGCCGGCCGUACGCCGUUCACCAACGUCGACCCGGAGACGGCGGCCUACUUGCGGCGCCUGGGCAUCGACCCCCACGAGCUGGACCGAGCCACAGAGCAGCUGCUUACCUACAUCUGCGUCGAGCUCCUCCCCGCCCCGCCCGUCUCCGACGCGCCCCCGCGCAGCAUCUUCUCCCGCCUCCUCAUCACGGAGGCCGCGCACGAACCCGCCCUCCCCGCCAGCGCCGACCUCAUCAGCGUCCUCCCCGACACCCUCCUCCGCAACAUCGUCUCCCGCCUCCCCAUCGCGGACGCCGCGCGCACCGCCGUCCUAGCCUCGCGCUGGCGCCGGGUCUGGCUCUCCACGGAGCCCGUCCUCAUCGACGCCUUCCUCCGGCCCAGCUCGUCGUCCGUCACGGCCGCCGUCUCGGGCAUCCUCGAGUCGCACCCCGGGCCCUUCCGCCGCGUCCACCUAACCUGCAGCCACAUGAGCGCGCACCAGGCCCAGCUCGCGCGCUGGCUCCAGCUCCUCGCCGCCAAGGGCGUCCACGACCUCGUCCUCGUCAAUCGACCGUGGCCGUGCGAUGUGCCCCUCCCUGACGCGCUGUUCAGCAUCAGCUCCGUCGUCCGCCUCUACAUCGGCCUCUGGAAGCUCCCGGACACGGCCGGCCUGCGUGGCGCUGGCGCCUCCUUCCCCCACCUCCGCGAGCUCGGCAUCUGCACCGUCGCGAUGGGGGAGGGCGACGUCGACUCCAUGGUCGCCAGCAGCCCCGUCCUGGAGAUCCUGAGCAUCCAGGGAAGCCACAAGGGGCUGCGCCUCCGCAUCGUGAGCCAGAGCCUACGGUGCGUGCAAAUCUGCAGCUCUGUUGUGGAGAACGUCACGGUGGUGAAGGCUCCACGCCUCGAGCGGCUCAUCCUGCAGGGAGGCCGGCACGCUGCUAGUGGCCUGUGUACCAUGGUCAGCAUUCUUGAUGCCCCCAAGCUACAUUCGUUUGGAUUCUUGGAGCCAGGCAAUCAUGUCCUGGGGAUCGGAGACACCGUCAUAAUGGCUGGGAUAAAGGAGAGUGCGGCCACCACUGUCGCAAGCGUUAAGAUCCUGAGCUUAAAUGUGCGUUUUGGAGUCCCCAAUGAGGCAAGGAUGGUGCCCAUGUUCCUUAAAUGCUUUCCCAAUGUCGUGCGACUGCAUAUCAUGUCCAGAAAAUGUAAUCGGUCCGCUGGUAAGCUCAGCCUCAAUUUCCAGGAGGGUCCUACUGAAAGUGCCAUGUUGCACAUCAAAGAGAUGCAUUUCCGUGAAUUCCGAGGGGAACAAGGCGAGGUUGCCUUCCUCAAGUCGAUCUUCCCAAAGGUGCUGGAGACUGCGGUGAUUAUAAUGGCCAACCCAAGCUUCACUCCAUUUUCAGUAGCCGUGGCGUUCUCCGAACUGAAGGAGGCUUCUGAGGUCAUAAGGUGCUGCCAAGUGCUGCUUCUUAAGAGUGCAGGGCCCGAAGGAGGCAAAGCAUGGAGUUUUAAAGAAGGAAGUGAUUUUUCAUGCGAGGACCCUUUUUCAACAGUGGAGAGCAGCGUAUUCACUCCGGAGCAGUCGAAGUUUAUUGGAUUUGAUGAAAGUAGGAAACAGGCAUGA